AUGGCGGAUGAAGAAAUCAAUGGCGAUACAGAUGAUAUUCAGCAUGACAAAGAUAAAACUCAAAAGAAAACUGCUAAACACGAUAGUGGUGUAGCAGAUUUAGAGAAGGUCACCGAUUAUGCUGAAGAGAAGGAGAUAUCUUCACAAGACAUAUCUGGGGCAUUAUCGUUAAUUGGCGAUAGAAGAAAUAAGGAGACCGCUGAGCGUCUUGAAAAAGAACAGGAGCUUCAAAAAGUUUUAGUCAAAAAGGAUGAUAUAGAGUUAAUUGUGAAAGAAAUGGAGAUAUCAAGAAUAUUAGCCGAAAGAACAUUACGGGAACACAGAGGUGAUGUGGUAGCAGCACUUACUACUUUAACAAACUAA
Molecule: messenger RNA, 363 nt
Organism: Arctia plantaginis
Lineage: Eukaryota; Metazoa; Arthropoda; Insecta; Lepidoptera; Erebidae
Source: the annotation of a GenBank genome assembly